Gilbertella persicaria is the source of this 1372-nucleotide messenger RNA. RefSeq lists its product as uncharacterized. The record is from RefSeq and is a predicted model, not a curated record. The transcript has a single exon. Lineage: Eukaryota; Fungi; Mucoromycota; Mucoromycetes; Mucorales; Choanephoraceae. Bases 178 to 1332 code for a protein of 384 amino acids.
AAAUGGGAUCAUGGUACCAACGGACACUCAUCAUAUGCAUUCUUUUUCUCAUAAAAUAACAAUACGCAUUCUACAAGGAGAAAGGAACUUGUCCCUUAUAAAAUCGCUUCCGGAAUGUGUUGAACAAUAAAAACUAAACAAAACGGCAAUAGUUUUUCUUACUUUUUCUUUUACGGCAUGAAAAACAAGGAUUUGAAAACGGAUUAUAAACAAGUGCUGGCUUCUUGGGACUAUGAACUAUCUUGUAAGCCCCUUGAUACAGACUAUUAUUCCCAAUCCGAAAUCAUGCAUCUCUUCUGCAGCUUUCUAAAUCAAGUUUGGACAGACGCAAAACAAAACAUAGAACAAUCUUGGGGUUUGCAGGAUGAGGUGAUCAUCAAUAUGCUGCAAUUAAUGAAACGGUCUUUAGAAACACGACAAAAGCUAUCUGCCAUGAUCUACCGUCUCAAGGAUUCUGGUGCUACUAUCUGUCGCAGUCCUUCUUCCAUUUCGUCAUUUGCUUCAGAUACGCUUCGUCCUAUCAAACUAACAAGCUCCCCUUCAACACCUACAGUUAGCAUCAGCAGUAAUGAGCCAGCUUUGUGCAUGCAUAAUUCUCAGUCUAGCCAUUUUCUUACUAUUUCGCAAAAAAAUUUGUCAUGCCAUUUUUGUCAUGAAAAAAUCGGGUUCAAAAAGAGCUUUUCCAUAGAUGGUGUUUGCAUGCUAAACUACCAUAGCAGUGGUGAAGAAGAAGAGUAUGAGUACUCAGCAAACAAGCGCCUGUCUUCAUUAGAUAGCCAUCGUAGUAGUAGUAUUAGUAAUAGUAGUAGUAGUAGUAGUAGUAGUAGUAGUAGUAGUCUACUUGAGCCUAUUACCUUUUACCAUCAAGAUGAAAGCGAUAUUGAUCAAGAUACCUCUGCAAGCAAAUUACUUUUGGCGGAUAAAAGUACAAUGUCAUAUUACUAUAAGGAGAAGCUGUUUCGCUAUCAUUUGCUUCAACGAACCAUCAAGGAUAGUUUGGCUAUGGAUCAGGACAGCACAACAACCAAGUCACUUGGUUCUAGCAUUAGCAGCCUUGGAUACACAGAAAAAGAAACUAGUGAAGAAAGCAGUGAACAUGCUUCAUAUCUAUCUUGUUCACCGUCCAGCAUGUGCACUGAAGCUCAUGUUGUUGUAAGCACUACAACUGAGUCAUCAAAAAAAUCAGAUAAGAGAAAGGAAAAUAAGUUUACUUACUUGCUAAAAGGUUCUUCAAGCCAAUUGUCUUUAUUCAGUAUGAAAAAGAAGCAGACGAAAGAGGGCAAAAUCAAGACUUCUUUUAUCAAACGCAUUCUCAAGAAAAGUCAACUUUAAAACAUCUAUAAUAAAUCAAAAGAAAUUCUAUCAAACUGAC